GGGGCGUAACCAGGCGGGGCUGUAGUGAGGAGUUGCUGAGUGGAAGCCUUUUGUCCGACUUCGCUCUCCGUCAGAAAACUUGGGUGUGACAGGGUCACAGAUAUGGCGGCGGCCGUAAGGAUGCGAAAGCUGACAAUCAUGCCUGCAGGGCUGAUAUUUGCAUCUAUAAGUGUGCAUGCAGCCAAAGAAGAGGAAUCCAAAAAGCAGCUAAUGAAACCAGAGCAGCUCCCCAUAUAUACUUCACCACCUCUUCAAUCUAAAUAUAUUGAAGAGCAGCCUGGUAAAUUACAAAUGGGCUUUGCCUCCAUCCGCACUACAACUGGUCGUUACAUUGGCUGGUGCAAGGGUGUUUAUGUAUUUGUGAAAAAUGGGAUAAUGGAUACAGUUCAAUUUGGAAAAGAUGCAUAUGUUUAUCUGAAGAAUCCACCACGAGAUUUUCUUCCAAAAGUUGGUGUGAUUACAGUUUCAGGAUUAGCAGGCUUGGUUUCAGCAAGAAAAGGUUCUAGAUUUAAGAAAAUUGCUUAUCCAUUGGGAUUGGCCACUUUAGGAGCAACUGUUUGUUACCCAGUUCAGUCUGUAAUAAUUGCAAAGGUCGCUGGGAAAAAGGCAUAUGCUACAAGUCAAAACACUUAUGAAGCAGUUAAAUCACUGUGGACAAAAAACAACAAAAAGGAGUCACUUCCUGAACCUAAAGAAAAAAUUAAGCUAGAAAGCUCUGCUGAAAUAGAAAUACCUGCAAAAACAGCUCAGAACCCGAAGCACUCAAUGGGUUUGCCAACAGAACCCAGAUCUGAAAUGAAGACAAAAUCAGAAUUCACCUCAGGUGCUACACAGUUUAUACCUGACCCCAAGCUCAUGGAUCAUGGACAGUCCCAUCCAGAAGAUGUAGAUAUGUACAGCACUAGAAGCUGAAAUAGUCUACGUAGAGAAUUACAAGAUGUGUGAAGUUCCAAAUGAUAAUGAAAGAAACCGUGUAAUGGGUAAUUGUGAUUCAUAGAGCAUAAUUUAAAGCAAAUUUAUCCCAUACAUCUUCUAAUGUGCAGUUUGACCAAUCAAGGAAGUGAUUAAAACACAAACAGAAAAUACAAUCGAAACAUUAUUAAAUGAUUGGUGAAGAGGCAGAGAUGAAGAUGCAUUUGAUGACAAGGGUGUUUAUAAACAACAAAUAGAGUAAAUAUGUGAACAGUUAUGAGAUGAGACUAGGAUCUGAAAAAAUAUGUAUGCACUUAUAUACACAUAGAUUUGCUUUAGCUUUUUCCCACUAUCAAUUCCCAACUGUGACAUUAAUGUCAGCUAAAUUAGAAUGGUUUGUGGAAGGAUAUAUUCUCUAUCCUCUUUUUUCAUUUCCCAGAGCAGGAAUAAAAUAUCCAUAUUUUAUGACAA
Messenger RNA from Pipistrellus kuhlii (Kuhl's pipistrelle), 1383 nucleotides. RefSeq names its product apolipoprotein O like (gene APOOL). Gene Ontology annotation, cellular component: MICOS complex. Lineage: Eukaryota; Metazoa; Chordata; Mammalia; Chiroptera; Vespertilionidae. The coding region runs from base 103 to 912 and encodes 269 amino acids. The record is from RefSeq and is a predicted model, not a curated record. The transcript has 9 exons. Gene Ontology annotation, biological process: cristae formation.